CAUGUAUGCACCCCGCACAGUACCAGCUCCCCGGACCUUCGGGACGUCGAGGAACAAUGGCUACGAAGAUUACCAGCCCCCUCCUCGACACAUAGAGAACUAUCGAGAUACAUCCCACUAUGGCAAUGGGGGGAAGUCCAUGAAACCUGCAGCGCCGAGCGAGCCCGAAGAGGUCGUCAUUGCCGUCAUGGGAGCCACAGGCUCUGGCAAGUCGACUUUCAUCAACAUUGUGAGCGGCUCUCACCUCGCCGUCGGCGAGGGCCUCAAGUCCUGCACAUCCAAGGUCGAGACCGUGAACACCUUCGAGCUGUUUGGGAAGCUUGUCACGCUUGUGGACACGCCUGGCUUCGACGACACAACGGUCUCGGACACGGACAUCCUCAAGAUGAUCGCAGCGUACCUUUCCAGCACGUACCAGAGCGGCUACAAGCUGAGCGGGCUCAUCUACAUGCACCGCAUCUCCGACUUCCGCGUCGGUGGCAUCUCGCGGCGAAACCUGAGCAUGUUCCGCAAGCUCUGCGGUGACGAGACGCUCAAAAACGUUGCGCUCGUCACGAACAUGUGGAGCGAAGUCACCCCCGAGCGCGGUGCCGCACGCGAGCACGAACUGCGCACAGACGACCUCCUCUUUGCGCCUGUGCUCCAGGGCGGUGCGUCGAUGCUCCGGCACGAUGGGACGGUCGCAGGCGCACAGGCCAUACUCGCGCACCUUGCAGGCAACCGCCCCCGCGUACUACGCAUCCAGCGGGAGCUCGUCGACGAGGGUAAGGACAUCACAGAGACAGCGGCGGGUGUUGAGCUCGACCGCGAGCUCGCGGCGAUGCGGAAGAAGCACAUCGAACAGCUCGCGGAGAUUCAGCAGGAGAUGGAGCAAGCGCUGGCAGAGAAAGACGAGCUAACGAGGAAGGAACUCGAGCAGGUUCGAGGCGAGCUGCUGCAGAACAUCGAGAAGAUCGAGAGCGACCGCGACCGGCUGUCGAAGGAGUAUGCCCAAGAGAAAGCCAAGGCGGACGAGCGCGUGCGCCAGAUCCAGGAAGAUCUCGAGGCGGAGAAGGCGGCGAGAGAAGAGAGACAGCAAGAGAUUGCGCGGCUGGCUAGCGAGAUGGAGAACAACCGCAACUUGCACGCGAGAGAGCGGGAGAACAUGCAACGUCAGAUGGAGGAUCUCAAGAGGCGUUCCCGUCGUCGUGGGCUGUUCUCUAUGGUUGGUGGGGCUAUUGAUUCUCUCUUCGGUCUCUAAGCCUGCUGUUCCUGAACGUAUUUUUGUUAUAUCUUCUUUUUCUUUUUCUUACGAGGCGACCGUAUCACAAGCUCUGUCAUAGUACCCGAGAGUGUAUAUU
Messenger RNA from Phanerochaete carnosa HHB-10118-sp, 1340 nucleotides. RefSeq lists its product as uncharacterized. Gene Ontology annotation, molecular function: GTP binding. The transcript has 4 exons. The record is from RefSeq and is a predicted model, not a curated record. NCBI's taxonomy places the organism in Eukaryota, Fungi, Basidiomycota, Agaricomycetes, Polyporales, Phanerochaetaceae. The coding region runs from base 140 to 1240 and encodes 366 amino acids.